This is a messenger RNA of Poecilia latipinna (sailfin molly), 1235 nucleotides long. RefSeq names its product V-set and immunoglobulin domain containing 10 like 2 (gene vsig10l2). The record is from RefSeq and is a predicted model, not a curated record. The transcript is spliced from 5 exons. Gene Ontology annotation, molecular function: protein binding. Bases 115 to 591 code for a protein of 158 amino acids. NCBI's taxonomy places the organism in Eukaryota, Metazoa, Chordata, Actinopteri, Cyprinodontiformes, Poeciliidae.
UGGCAGGGCGACGGUACGGAGGAGACUGGAGGAUGGACUGGUUUCCACCUGGAGCACCAGUGGGUGUCUGAGCGACCAAACAAGAGAGGGAGCAGCAAUAUUUCACAGCUGCAGAUGGAGGAGAGGUUUGGUUCUCAAGACUGGUACCGUACCAUCAUCCAGGAUCCAAGCAGCAGGAGUCACACAGUUCGAGGACUGACUCCGACCGUUACCUACCAGUUCCGCAUAACACCCAUCAACCACCGCACCAUCGGACACCCGUCUGUAGCCAGGACUCCAGUGGAACUGCAUGACAACAUGUACCCUGCUGUGGUUGGAGCAGCUGUUGGUGGGAUGCUCUUUGCAGCCAUUCCUACUGUGCUGCUGCUUGUUUUCAUCAUACGUAACCGGGAUAGCAAUCCUCGACUACAUGCAAUGCUUUUUGGCUCGCAGCACAGCCAAUCCAGAGAAAAUAUUAACUUCCCUGAGGAUGAGGUGGUUGCUGACUCAGAUGGUGGGCUAGAGAACACUACUGGAUCAGGUCCAACUUCAGCAGAACCAAAGGCAUCAUCUUCUCUCACCCCAGGCAAGCAUCUCCCACUGCAGACGUAACGAGCCGCUAACCGCCGUUUGCACCAGCUACAAGAUCAUAACUGUGUGAAUCUAAAUCAUUUGGGUAUCAAUAAAUCCCGUGUUAUUUUUAUAGACUGUAGGCAGUUUGAUUCGUCACACCAAGGCAUUUUAUCAAUCUAUGAAGAAUUUAUUUUAAGAAAUGAUUUGCUUGUUUAGGUAGUGACCGGGAUUUAGUUUUUAAUUUAGCUUUUAACGACUGCAGGAGAUGAUGGAAUGUAAGAAUUCAGAAAAUUGAAAGAUAUAUGUCUGAAUGUCACUUGUGCAAUGUGUAAUUACGUUACCAUUAGUUUUUUCACAGUUCUUCACCACUCAGUGUCAUUUAGCCUUUACAAGCAAUUGACGACAUGCUGAAAUAAGAGUUUAUGUUUAAAACAUUAAAAGUGUGUUUUUAUUUUUACAUGUAAACUUAUCUCCAAGACUGUCUGUGUCACAAAAUAAUGUAAAAAUGGUUAAGUUAUGCUCAAUUCAAAUUAAACAUGUUUGUGUAUUUAAAUCAAAAGUCAGUUUUACAUAACAUUCAGCAUUUUUACACUAGAUGUUCUUCCCAUUAAAUCUAUAUUAAAUGGGUUUUUCUGUACUGAAUCUGUAAAAUGACAUUAAAAUAAAUAAGACUUCUUCCCUCU